Molecule: messenger RNA, 4534 nt
Organism: Dalotia coriaria
Lineage: Eukaryota; Metazoa; Arthropoda; Insecta; Coleoptera; Staphylinidae
Gene: Pde11
Product: Phosphodiesterase 11
Exons: 11
Coding region: 1190-3892 (900 amino acids)
Biological process (GO): signal transduction
Molecular function (GO): 3',5'-cyclic-AMP phosphodiesterase activity; 3',5'-cyclic-GMP phosphodiesterase activity; protein binding
Source: RefSeq, a predicted model, not a curated record
CCGGUGUUGACGACGCAGUGCUCGCGCUCGACGUAAUUACUACGCGACGCUCCGCCGUCUCGCCUGCGUUUUGGAAAACCGCGCCGCCGAGGAGGCGAUAAGGUGUGCACCGCUCGCUCCCCGCGCGCGACCGCGCCGCUUUCCGAUCACAUAAAUGUGCACGGCGCGCGCCCGCCGCGCGCAAUCGGGCCUCGAAGUGACGAAAGUUUUAUUGGUGCGCGGAUUACCUAAUUGGCGGCACGGCGGCACUGCACCAGCGGGCUCAGCCUGCAGCAAGCAGCGCGUGAAGUGAACAGACACACAAACAACACCGCCGAUACACUCAACACACCACAACAACAGCGAGAGACGAAACAAACGGCACACACCGAAACAAAAAAAAUGACAAAGUGAAGCGGCCGCGGAGUUCGCGAGCGCGCAAGUGGAAAGUUUUCGGCGCUGCGGGAUUUUCGGGCCGCGCGCGCGUCGAAUGUGCGAUUAGUUUCGGCCCGGCGGAGUGUUCGGUGCCCGCGCCGUCGGCCAGUGUUUACACCUUCGCAUGCGUUCGCAUUCCCGUCCACGCGAGAGGAUUUAAAGCCCCGCGCGCGAGGAGAGCGCACGCACGAUCCAGCAGCGCGCGCGCGACGCGCACGCCAAAAAGCAAUGCCCGCAAUUUGUUUUUGCUUGCCACACUAAGCGAGCACGGACACCCGGACCCUCCAGCGGCCGCACGCCGCCCCCGCUGCGGCACCCGUCCGCGCGCCCAGCGGCCAACACGGCUACCCACGCCGCCGACUGGCCCCAGCGAGAGUUGAACAAUAACGAGUGCUGCGAGCCAGCGCCGUCGCCGCCGCACAGCAGGCGCAAGAUUUGCGCGCGGCACGCCGCCAAGGCAAAGCAUUUGCUGCACCACCACCACCACCUCUACGCGCACGGCGACGGCGGCCGCCUCUCGAAGGUGAGACGUCGCUGGACGGCGCGCGGCGGCGACAGCGGGCACGGCCUGUUCGGGCGCGCGCUGCACAAGGCCGGCGCAAAGGUCUCGAGGGUGGCAGUGACCCUGAAGCAGUGGUGGCGCGAUGCGGGGCUCUGCCCCGGCACGUCGUGCGCGCCGCUAGCCGGCCGCGCCGACGGCAUCGGCGGCGGCGGCGGCGGUCCAGGGUGCACGUGCGCGAGGCGCGUCGCGGCGAGGAGUGGACGCCAUCGACUCAUGGGCCAGUCCCUCAGCAUGUGUAAGCUACACCAAUGUCGACACAAGAAAAGCUUGCACUUGCGUAACACCGAGGAAUCUCGGAUGCCUAUUGAAGGACCCGGCUCCCAAACCGGACUACAUCGCGUUCAAAGGAAUUGCUAUGAUCCGGAGUAUGCUCGCAUGGAAUCAUGGCUGGAUGAGCAUCAGGAUUUCGUGCAAGACUACUUCAUAAGGAAGGCUACACGCCAGGUGGUGGACGCAUGGCUUGUUUCACACGCCACCCCAACAUCUUCGAGUACCGAACUCGUGUCGCCGACGCAUGCAUCGCGCGGCGGCUCCGGCGCCACCACGCCGGUGAGGAAGAUCUCCGCGCACGAGUUCGAGCGCGGCGGUCUGCUCAAGCCUAUGGUGAGCACGGUCGAUGGCCAGACUACGUUCCUCACCGGUACGGAUGGUCACACCGUGGUUGGCACCGGCCCCUCGCCGACACCCGGUCGUCGUCAACGUCGUUCACGCAACGAGCUGCGACAGCUCGACGAGAAGGAGCUUAUUUUCGAGCUGGUGAAGGACAUCUGUAAUGAAUUGGAUGUGCGCUCACUGUGCCACAAGAUUCUGCAGAAUGUCUCGAUGCUCUUGCAUGCCGACCGCGGCUCGCUGUUCCUGGUGGAAGGCGCCAGGGAGGAGGGCUAUGGGCCGAGUGCGCGCACGCUCGUGUCGAAGCUGUUUGACGUCUGCUCGAAGAGCACACUCAUGGAGAUGGAGAAGAAGGACGAGAUACGCAUACCGUGGGGCACGGGUAUCGUGGGCUACGUCGCGAAGAGCGGCGACCCGGUCAACAUUCCGGACGCCUACAAGGACGCGCGAUUCAAUCACGACAUUGAUGUGCGCACUGGAUACAGGACGCGGGCAUUACUCUGCAUGCCGAUUAAGGACAUCAACGGGGAUGUCAUUGGGGUCGCUCAGGUGAUUAACAAACGUGGCGACACUCCGUUUACCGAGCAGGAUGAGAAGGUAUUCUCGAGUUACCUGCAGUUCUGCGGUAUUGGACUGCGCAAUGCGCAUCUCUACGAGAAGUCGCAGUUGGAGAUCAAACGGAACCAGGUUCUGCUUGACCUGGCGCGUAUGAUCUUCGAGGAGCAGAGCACCAUUGAGCACGUGGUCUUCAGAAUUCUCACGCACACGCAGAGUCUGAUCCAGUGUCAACGGGUGCAGGUACUGCUGAUGCACCAGGCGUCCAAGGGGAGUUUUUCGCGUGUCUUUGAUUUCGAGGCGGCCGAUUUGAACGGUGAGGAGGGCGAGUCGCGCACCAGCCCGCACGAGAGCCGCUUUCCGGUCAACGUCGGCAUCACCGGCUAUGUAUCUACUACAGGGGAAACCGUAUCCAUUCCGCGUGCGUACGAAGACGCUCGUUUUGACCCUCGAGUCGACGAGGGUACCGGCUUCAAACAUAAGACCAUCCUUUGCAUGGCUAUCAAGAAUUCAUCAGGGCAGAUCAUCGGAGUCAUCCAAUUGGUGAAUAAAUUCGAUGACUUGCCGUUCACCAAGAACGACGAGAACUUUGUCGAGGCGUUUGCGAUCUUCUGCGGAAUGGGCAUCCACAACACGCACAUGUACGAGCGUGCGGUGGUCGCCAUCGCCAAGCAAAGCGUCACUCUCGAGGUGCUCUCAUACCAUGCGACCGCCAGUCUGGAGGACGCGCAGCGCCUACGCAAAUUACGCGUCGCUUCCGCCGCCCAUCUCCGCUUGCAUGACUUCAGCUUCGACGACAUUAACAUGGACGACGAUCAGACGAUCGCCGCCUGCAUGCGUAUGUUCCUCGAUCUGGACCUGGUCGAGCGUUUUCAUAUGGACUACGAGGUGCUGUGCCGCUGGCUGCUGUCAGUGAAAAAGAACUAUCGCAACGUGACGUACCACAACUGGCGGCAUGCCUUCAAUGUGGCGCAGAUGAUGUUUGCCAUUCUCACCGCCACCCAAUGGUGGAAGAUCUUCGGCGAGGUUGAGUGCCUUGCGUUGAUCAUCGGCUGUUUGUGCCACGAUUUGGAUCAUCGGGGUACAAAUAACUCGUUUCAAAUUAAGGCGUCGUCACCGCUGGCCCAACUGUACUCCACCUCUACAAUGGAGCACCACCAUUUCGAUCAGUGCGUGAUGAUCUUGAACUCGCCGGGGAAUCAAGUUCUUGCCAACGUCUCACCUGAUGAGUACUCGCGGGUGAUUCGUCUAGUCGAAGAAGCCAUCUUGUCUACGGAUCUGGCUGUUUACUUUAGAAAACGCGGCGCAUUCUUCAACACCAUAUCACAAGGACCAAAUUUCGAGUUGAAUGACCAGCGCGAAUUGCUGCGCGCCAUGUUGAUGACCGUGUGCGACCUGGCGGCAAUUACCAAGCCGUGGGACGUGGAGAAGCGGGUUGCCGAGCUUGUCUCGUCCGAGUUCUUCGAGCAGGGUGAUAUGGAGCGUGAAGAAUUCAACAUUACGCCAAUUGACUUAAUGAACAGGGAAAAAGAGGACCAAUUACCUUUAAUGCAGAUCGGCUUCAUUGACUCGAUCUGCUUACCGAUUUAUGAGGCAUUCGCUCGCCUCUCUGAGAAGCUGCAGUCACUGGUGGAGGGCGUGAACAAGAAUCGCGAAAUGUGGAUGGACAUUGCCGCGCAACAGCGUCUGCUGCCGGCGGAGGGCGUCGAGAAGGACUCGAACGACAAUGUGGCGGCGGGCAAGAGCGUCUAAUCGCGCUGCGCUGCGGCCGGAUGUAUUUAUACUGUUGUAGAUACCGAGGGGAUUAUUUAUUAAUGUACUAUACAUAUAUCAUUUACCUAUUUAACAAGAGAAACACUUGCAAGGAGCGUACGACUGCUGCAGACACGCGUCCGUCCGCCGAAUGCGGUGGUGACGCGCGUUUCGCGUCCGUGAGAUCGCGUUGGUUCUUAAUUAAUCGAUAACUUAUAUGAAUUACUUGCACUUCCUCUAGUGCCUAGUCCUAACACUUAAUAUGUGUGAGAUCAGUGAUGCAAGCCGCGAGGGUGAUGGGUGGAGCGGGCGUCGUUGUUUUCGAAGAGAGAUGCAAUUCUUACUAAACUGGCGGGCCGCCAACACAACAUGAGCAAGCAGGGCACCGUGCCACGAACCGAUUUUGAGUUUGUUUGAGUUUUUCAGUUAUUUCAGUUUUGCUCUCUUUGCUGUCUUUGUCGAUUUUUAUUAAUUGUGAUAUUUUUUAUUAUUUAGUUACAAAAUGCUAAAAAUUUGAAUUUUAUUAAUGAAAUCUAUACUACUCCAGUCGUGCAUUUGUGUGAGGCGAAAGGUGAAAAUGAAAUGCGCAAAUGCUCCUGAUUUCUAAUGCAGUGCCGUAUUUAAUUAUAUGGUCAUAAAUGA